Messenger RNA from Trifolium pratense (red clover), 1697 nucleotides. Its product is annotated as probable serine/threonine-protein kinase PBL8. Bases 184 to 1503 code for a protein of 439 amino acids. The record is from RefSeq and is a predicted model, not a curated record. Gene Ontology annotation, biological process: protein phosphorylation. Gene Ontology annotation, molecular function: protein kinase activity; ATP binding. The transcript has 6 exons. Lineage: Eukaryota; Viridiplantae; Streptophyta; Magnoliopsida; Fabales; Fabaceae.
AUUACAGAAAAAAGAAAGCACAGAAAAGCUGAAAAGAUUGAAGGAGAAGAAUGAAUAUUUGUGAUCCUCGUGGAUACCAACAACAUCCCCUCCACAUCAAUUUCUCCUCCUCCUCCUCCUCCUCUUCUUCCGCCGCCGUCAUUUCCUCCUUCUCCUCCUCCUCCUCCACCACACUCUGAAUGAAUGGGCAACUGCGGUACCAGAGAAGAAUCCGCCGUAGUCACCAAUGCUCAAGUUCAGCAGUUACAUCCUGCUGCCGGAGCUAGAAACCAAACCUCCGUCACCGGCGGUACUACUGAGAGAAAAAACUCUAGUCUCCGACAUCAUCUAACCGAUUCCGCUUCGGAUCUGAGCGAUUCUUGUUCAACACCUCGCUGGAACAACGCUAAUAAUAACAAUACUCUUCUUUAUACUCAUGUUAUAGCUUUCACGCUUUAUGAACUCGAAACUAUAACGAAGAGUUUUCGUACCGAUUAUAUUUUGGGUGAAGGAGGGUUUGGUACUGUUUAUAAAGGCUACAUUGAUGAAAAUGUUAGGGUUGGACUUAAAUCGCUUCCUGUUGCUGUUAAAGUUUUGAAUAAAGAAGGACUUCAAGGACAUCGAGAGUGGCUUGCGGAGGUGAAUUUUCUUGGACAGCUUAGGCAUCCUAAUCUUGUCAAGUUGAUUGGUUACUGCUGUGAAGAUGAUCAUAGGCUGCUUGUCUAUGAAUUCAUGUUUCGAGGAAGUCUCGAAAAUCAUCUAUUCCGAAAGGCAACUGUUCCUUUAUCAUGGGGUACAAGAAUGAUGAUUGCUCUUGGUGCUGCCAAAGGACUUGCCUUUCUCCACAAUGCAGAAAGGCCAGUAAUAUAUCGCGACUUCAAGACGUCUAAUAUAUUAUUGGACUCUGACUAUACAGCCAAGCUUUCUGAUUUUGGUUUAGCUAAAGCAGGGCCUCAAGGUGAUGAAACCCAUGUAUCCACCCGAGUUAUGGGUACAUAUGGUUAUGCUGCCCCUGAAUAUGUAAUGACAGGCCACCUAACAGCUAGGAGUGAUGUAUAUAGCUUUGGGGUUGUUCUUUUGGAGCUUUUAACGGGACGGAAGUCUGUUGACAAGACCAGACCUGGGAAGGAACAAAGCUUGGUAGAUUGGGCACGUCCAAAGCUCAAUGACAAAAGAAAGCUCCUACAAAUAAUCGAUCCUAGACUGGAGAAUCAGUAUUCAGUUAGGGCAGCACAGAAAGCAUGCAGCCUGGCUUACUACUGUUUAAGUCAAAAUCCGAAAGCGAGGCCACUGAUGAGUGAUGUAGUUGAGACACUGGAACCCUUACAAAGCUCUAGUGUUGGUGCAGAUGAAGUCUCAUUAUCAGGAUCAAAUAGUGGGAGUGGCGGUCCUUUUGCUAUGAAUAAAAUAUCCGACUACCGGAUGCGUCACAAGUUUUCAAACAACGUUGGUCCAGGUGCUACAUGUCGGUCUCCAAACCCAAAUUGCCCAAGAGGUGCUCCUGCAGCAUUGCGUGUCAGAUGAUAAUUUCAUACUAUAAAUCUCUAUCUGGUGUUCUACUUGUCAAGAAAUAGUAUUUGCUGUUAAAAAUGUUGGUUCACCCUUGUCGUUGUUGCUUUGUAAAUGAUAUAUUAUGGUGACAAGAAGGCCUGGUUGAUGAUUUUUGUUUCAAUGUUUGGUAUUCUGUUAAUUUUGAUGGGAAUUAUUGCUUGCCAAAA